Messenger RNA from Amphiprion ocellaris (clown anemonefish), 8366 nucleotides. It is a transcript of the gene pgap1, whose product is annotated as post-GPI attachment to proteins inositol deacylase 1. Gene Ontology annotation, molecular function: phosphatidylinositol deacylase activity. NCBI's taxonomy places the organism in Eukaryota, Metazoa, Chordata, Actinopteri, Pomacentridae. The transcript has 26 exons. Gene Ontology annotation, biological process: GPI anchor metabolic process; endoplasmic reticulum to Golgi vesicle-mediated transport. Gene Ontology annotation, cellular component: endoplasmic reticulum. The coding region runs from base 139 to 2955 and encodes 938 amino acids. The record is from RefSeq and is a predicted model, not a curated record.
CUUCCUGUUGUGAGCUUCAGCCGGUGUGUCUGACAGCCUGUGUGGCGUCUCGCCUGGCAGGGAGCAAACGGAACGAAAAUUGAAACAUGGAGCUUCAACACCUGUAAAAUUUUAAAAAGCCACUCUCAGCUUUGAACCAUGAAACUCGCCACUGUGGCCUUUUACGGUGUCGCUCUGGGACUGCUGGCGGUUGGCCUGCGAGAGUUGCUAACUGGCUUCGAGGAGAACAGAUGCAGUAUGACCUAUAUGUUUGAAUACCCGGAGUAUCGGCGUAUUGCUCUGCCUCGUCGUGUGGCCAGACUGUACCCAGCAUACGGCCUCUACCUGUACGGAGAGGGUCUGUACGCCCAGGAGACCCGGACUCUUAAACUCACCGGUGCCCCUGUGCUUUUCCUGCCUGGAAAUGCAGGAAGUUAUAAACAAGCUCGCUCUCUGGGCUCGGUCGCCUUGAGGAAGGCUGAAAACAUGGAAGGAGGGCUCCACUUCAACGUGUUCACCGUGGACUUCAACGAGGAGCUGGUGGCCCUUUACGGAGGCAGUUUGCUCAGGCAGACACACUUCCUGCAUGAGAGCAUUAAAGCCAUCCUGAGGCUCUACAAGCACCUGAAGAGCCCUCCUCAGAGCGUAGUGCUCGUUGGUCACUCCAUGGGAGGAGUGGUGGCCCGAGCGCUGUUCACUUUGCCUCGCUUCAACACUAAUCUGGUCAGCCUCAUCAUCACCCAGGCCUCCCCUCACCAGGCUCCAGUGCUGGCCCUCGACCCAUACCUGCUGGAUUUCUACUCUGCUGUUAGACAGAAGUGGGUGAACCAGGCGAACAAGCUCAGGAAUGUCACGGUUUUAUCAGUCGGAGGUGGUUACCGUGACUACCAGGUCCGUUCUGGCCUGACUUCCCUUCCUUGUCCCCGAGGAGACAUUAAUAAGCUGUCACUGGUGGUAACCACAGUUCCCAGGACAUGGGUGUCCACCGAUCAUCUAUCCAUUGUUUGGUGCAAAGAGCUGGUUCUUGCUACUGUCAGGGCGUUUUUUGACCUCAUCGAUCCCGAAACCAGACAGUUCACAGAAAACCUCGAGAAGAAAAUGACUGUGCUCAACCAUCAUUUCAUCAGACACCCUGUCAGGAUGCUGGGAGAAACCCAAGAAACCUCCAUCUCAAUCCUAGAUUUUCCUGAGGCAUGGAGUGAAGUUAACACACUACGUCUGGCGUACAGCACUCCAAAGGAAGGACAAGUCAAAUACUUUAUGUUUGCUCUGUCGAGUCGCAGGAAAGCUUACAGUCAUUUCUACUGCCGGAGCAACAACCUGGAGAUGACUAGCUGGGUGUAUGGCUGUGUGCACAAGAACGGUUCUUCAUGUGUGCAUGCAGUGGAUCUGUCAAUGGGAACUGAGCUUCUGCCUCCAUACAAGGUCCUGAUUCUGAGUCUCAGUGACUUGUCUUCAGUUACUCAUCUGGUUGUUUCGGCCUCCAACCUCAAUGGCAGACAGUUCACAGUGGAGUGUGAGUGGCAGAGACAAGAAUCUCAGACUUUAUCUGUCCCAGUACCACAUGUCCUUUCCUUAGGUGUGACUGCCAGCGAGAUUACAGUCAACUCCUCUGGCCUUCUUCACUCUAUUGAGCUGCAACACUUUCACCAAGUCUACCAGGCUUUCAGAAUUAAUGUUGCAAGCCAGUGCAAAGUGAAUAAAGAUAGAUUGCCAAAUGUGUACAGGAUAAAAGUAGCGUGGUUUCGAGAGGACUCUUUAACUACAGUUAGUGUACCAUCAGUGACAGAAAUCUCAGGGAUGCUACAUACAAGUCGUCCAGACAAUACCUCAGGUGUCCUCCUGCAGCUCCACACUGCUCCCAACUGCCAGUAUAAGGUGUCAAUAAGAACUUCAUUACCGAAGGUUCUGGGACAGGUACUGAGGUUCUGUGGUCCCAUGGUGCCGGUCUACACCGCUGUAACCCUCCUCCUGGCCUGUGUGGGGCAGCUGUCCUCAAUCAGGAAAUCGAAGAGAGCUGCAGCUAUGAGCCUGGUCGUGGCCAAAGGCUUGCAGCCUCACAAAGUCAACGUAUCUGUUUACAUUCUGCACAUCUUACUGAGCUGUAGCUGUUUUCUUGAGGUACGGUCCUUUCUUUUCCUCCCACCUAUGGAUACACUCCCCCCAACAUUCCCUGACGGGACAUUUCAUGAAGGAGUCCCACCGGUUGAAGAAUGGCCCCACCUUCUUUCCCCUCUGCUCUACAUCUUGGGGGCAGCUGUGGCAUACUGGGGCAGCACACUACUCCGUCUCAUUAUACGACUGAUCUCAUUAAUAUUAGCUCCACUGCACAGACCGUCUGUGUCUAGAGACUGUGGCACCUUGCGACUGCGAACCCAGAUCCUCAUCACUGUGGGUCUGGCGGUUACGGGUGGGACGUUCUGUGGGGCGCUCUCAAUCUUUGUCUCCUUUCUGUUCCACCUUUAUAGGGUACUAAGGCUGCAGAUGACAGAAAGGUCUUUGAGUCACAUGCUGAAUCUGGCACCCCGGAAGCACAAAGAAGCUGAAAACGGCACACUUGAUGCUGAACCCUUGAGAAAGACUAAAGAAUGUAGCAGCGCCCCCCUGCUGUCUGAGUGCGCUCUGCAGGAGGUGAGGGAUGACCUGCAGAUCCACCUCUGCCUGUCAGCGCUCUUCACGCUACCUGUCAUGCUCAGCGCACCCUCCUUUAUCCACUGGAUCCGCAAUCUGAGGUACUCCACCCAGUUGGAUCCUGAUCCUUGUUGGCCACACAUUGUGCCUCUAAUUAUUGUCUACAUGUUGCUCAUUAACUGCAACACUUUAAAACUCAGCAACAGUAAACUCCUGCCUCUGGCCUCCAGCCUCCCUCUCCCUUUGGCCAUCACCAUGGUGACCUUCUCUCCACUUCACCUCUACAGAGUCGUCUACUUCUUGUUGGCAGCACUCGUCCCUAUGGCCUUGUGUUGUCUCCUCUGACGGUAUCUGGCUGGUUUCAGUCUCCAUCUCUACCAUAACAUGCCUCUCUCUAAUUUACAGCAUGACUCAGUGAAGCUGGUUGAGACAGAUUUGUACAGAGAGGACUUUCUGUAUCAAGCUGCCAUGGAGCAGAGCCAUAGACAUACAUAGCCUGGGGAACUGCCUGCUCUAUGUUAGCAUGAAAAGCUCCAUGGCAAUUACACUAGGUUUUAAAAUGAGACGAUGUAAUGGCCUUGGAACUUUUGAUGCGAAUGUGGCUCUGUUGAAUUGACCUGAAACCAUGUUUGCCUUACUCUGUAUAUCUAUAGCUCUGCCUUCAGGGAGCAAGAACUCCACAACCAGUGAAGCUACUGAUAUUAGAGAUUUUCAACAGGGUGUCACUGUUCAAAUGUGUUCUGUCUGAUUUUCUUGUUUCUAGUGUCCACAGUGGCAUUGUUCACUGUGGUCACAAUGCUGUAAAAUCCUACACUGCCUACUGCUUAGCAAUGACUUACAGCUGUACUCGUCACUUGUUGUCUGAUGUAGCACCGCCACAAAACCAAUGGCAGUGUCAUACAUUCAUUCCAUCAGAAAAAUCCAAAGCAAUCAUGUUUAUGUUCUGCCAAUUUUUUGACACACAGCUGCUGCAUAAUGAAGGAUUGCAAUGGAAAAGGUCCGUGUGUAUGUGUAGAUUCUAAAAUGCCUCACGGUAGACAGAAGACGGAUAUUUUGUUUUAUUCCAUGGUCUCUACACUACAGGGGUGUAGCUAAACGGUUUCAUUAGCGUAGUCAAACUGGCAGCAGUAUUUAUUUUUCAGUGGCACAAAUAUUUGUGUCUUGUACCAGAUACUCACAAUGUGAGGUCAUUCAUGCAUUCAUUCACUUACUAUUGGCAGCUGUGACUGUUAAUUGCCUUGGGGCUUAUUUAAAAGAAGCAUCUAAUAGUCUUGUGGGCAGAAAUAAUAGCCACACAUUUCCUUGUUAUGAAGAAAAAAGCCAAGAGCUCAAAAGUGGAAAAGCAGUUGGGAAUUUCAGAACUAGUCCAGCUCAGACCUCCGUGUUUACCUGUUCUCUUUCACAGUGCUCAUUCCAACUUUACAGUCAUGCCUUAAUCUCUGAUCCAGUACACACAGUUUUCAAAAAUAUAAAAAAAAAAAACAUCUGAAAUAUUAUUCUUGCCUGUCAAUUAAAACUCAAUGAAACUCAAAAUUCUCUGGUCAGAUCUUUCAAAAAAAGGUUCCCACUGGGCCAUAGGGUAUUAUUUUACUUUAGAUUAGCUUAGCAAUAAGCAACAAGUUGUGCACAUUUUAUUACAAUAUAUAUAUAUGUAUGUAUGUAUGUAUGUAUGUAUAUAUGCAUGCAUGUAUGUAUGCAUGCAUGCAUGCAUACAUACAUACAUACAUAUAUAUAUAUAUAUAUUGUAAUAAAAUGCGCACAACUUAUUGCUAUCAAAAGCAAAUUAUACCAGAGGUGUUAUAAGGGACACAACUCUUAAAGAAUUCUAAAUAGAAAUGUAUGAGAAGCUUCUGAAAUUGAUGUUAUUUCCACAAUGAAGUAGUUCUUCUGUUGAUCAGUGUCACAAAGUCCUAAUUGUGAUGAACUUGAGUUAGAGUUUUUAAACAAUACUGCAUGAAAAAGUUAAAAAGGGAAGUGAGUACUUACUUUUGAUCCAGAAACCUCCAUGUCUCCAGCCCAAUCCACUGUGUCUUUAUGUGCCAGAAUAGCUGCAAUGCAGAAGGUUGACAGGUUAAAUGUAGAAACACAAAAAGAUUAUGGGGUGAUUGUGAAAAAAAUAAAAUAAGAUGAUAAAAGUAGAAAUGCUGAACAGACAAAUUAGCAUCAAGGGACAUAACAAAUCUUUAAUAUUCAGUGAAUUUUUCAUGAUGAACUUACGGUCACAUGGUUCACCAUACAAUCUAUGGAUUUACUUCAGUCCCUUGUGGUGGUUGGUACUUGAAAUGAAUGCAGAAGUCUUUAGUCGUUCUGUUUUGAUGUUUUGAACUACUUACUUUCUCUGCGUCUCAGAUUUAUGUUCAGGGGUAUUGGGAUGUCUGUACAGUAUUGCAGCUGAUGCACAUAUGAAAUAUGAUUUGAGAUUCAAACAAGAAUUUCAGGCCUUUUUUUGUUUGUAUAGAGAUAAUGAAAUUUGCUUUUCGCUGUUGCAGUAUUUGGGUUGGCGAGGGACUUGUCUUUUAUCUUUUAACUGUAUAUUUAGGUUUGGUUAUUUGUUGAAUUUUUAGCUGCAUAUUUCUGACCAUGAAGUCCACAACCUUUUUUGCUUUUCAAAUACCUUUAUAUGGGAAAUUGAGAAAACUAUUGCAAACUAAAGUCAACCACACAUGGACAAGCAAAUCAGCAUCUUGAACAAAAAAAUCUUGUGACCAUUUGAAUGUUAUUUGUCCAUAUAAACGUACGCGUAUUUCUUGUGGAUUCAGAUUCUAACAUUUGAAGAGCCAUUUAAAUGACCAGGCCAGACUUAUUCUGUCAGUCACAAAAACACAGAAUCAACAGCUUGUUCACCUCGCUACAUUCUGAUUUCCCUGUCUUGUUUGUAGCCACCGUCAUUUUCUAAAACAACUGGGUUCUGUAGGUUUUAGGAAUUGUUACGCAAACAGAAGUGAAUAAAGCAUCAGCUGGGGACUAAUUUCAUGGCAGGUUUAGACACAUUUGGUGACUUUUUAGUGACUAUUUUCAGCAGCUGGAAAGUCUAUGUAAUGAAGAAAAAUACCUUCCAGUGGCGUGGCUCACUGAUGUGUUCAGGACAACAAUAAAAUUAUUUGGCACAGAGGUAUACGAUAUAUCAGCCUUUGAACACACAAUACUUCUUAAUGGCAUACAUUCAGUGUUGGUUUUUGUCUUUUAAUGCGACUGAUUAACGGUAAAAAUGUGAUCAAAUUUGUUAACAAAUAUAAAACAACACCAGACUUACCUUUCAAUUUAAGGUGUUAUUUGAUCUUAUGGGGAUCUUUAAAUGAAUAAAACCAGAAAGGCUGAAAUUCUUCUGUCACAAUUGCUUCAAACCGUUAUCAUGACUGUCGUGAAAAAAACAGUUUUCUGUGUGAUAUUGUGUGUUUCGGUGUGGUGUGUUGUUAUGGCAUUCAUGUAGGCCUGACAUUUUGUUGCUUUUUGAGUUCAGUUUGUGUUGCCAACUACUUUAAUUUAUUUAAAUCAAUUGCACUCAGAAUGACACUCCUUACCUGUGAAUCAGUUUAGUAACUGUAUGUAAUAGCAUUAGUCUUUCAAGGAUGAUUUCAGACACAUGCUCAGUCAUUUAAAUGUGUUGUGAUUUCUCAAAAGUUAUCUAUACUGGUUCCAUUUCUGAAAAACGUUGGGAGAUGAUAUCAGAACUAAAGGGUUUGUCGCUCAUCAAGUGCAUUUUUUUUUAAAUUUAUGCCUUUUUAUGUUGAGAUCUGUGUCUUCUACUGUCACUGCUUUUUUCCUGUGACCUCCUGUUGUUGCUCUCGCUCCCUUCCCUUCCUGUCAGCGAAGCAGCUGCUGUGCCUUUUCUGCUUUCUCGUGCAUGCAGCAGUGCACGUCAUUCAGACCUGCCAGUGGCUUUAAACCCAUUCAGUGCUCAGCAGCAGUGUGCUGGCUGAGCGACAAAGGCCUACAGUGAAUGUAUGUGUACUUCACGACUCGACACGUUAGGAAGAGUUCAGCUUUGUGUGACUUUCUAAGAACUAGAUACUAAAGAUAAGUUCAUUAGGGACCAAUCAAGCUUGCCCCCUCAGGCAAGCACACAGUCAUAAGUGAACAUGCUCUGCAAAGACACCGCUGUUGUUCCCAAUGUGAAUGUACUUGCACUGAAUGUCUCUACCUGUGUUUGAAUUUGUACAAUUACUAGUAGUGGAAGUGAUCAGCUUUUCUGUGCACUUGUCCGUUUGGUGCAGUUUUAGUGCUUUGAGAUGCACAUUGUCUGCCUUGUUGUGAAUUAGUGGCAUACACUACUUUGUAGAACAAAUUAAUAGAGAUGAGAGUUAUGUUUUAUAUAAAUAUACUUGUAAUUUGUAUCGGUGUUCACUGUGAUUAUGUACUUCCAAAUGUUCAGAUUUACACUCAAGGGUUUUCUUUCCAAACUGAAAAAUCCACGCUUAAAAAAAAAAAAAAAAAAAAGUCACAAUAUUUCAUUUCCAAUUUGUUGUUUUGGAAUACCUGGCAGUUAAAAUGUGUUUUGUGCCAUAUCUGAGGUUAGAUUAAUAACUUUAAAUCAGGGAAUCAAAUUUAGUGAAAACAAAAUCUUAAAUACUGCAGUUUAAAAAUCAGCUAAACUGUUACUCUGUUGAUGUCUGUGAAAAGUGUCUAACUCACAUCUGUUAAUUUGUGUAACAUUUUGCAAUUUAGAUCCAAUUCAGAUUAAGGGGUGUUUACAGGGAAGAAGCCAGUGACCACAUUAUUUGUACAAAUUACCAAUUAAGAUGCCUUCGUUUAAACUCAUUUGUCUUCAGUCUAAAUUGCAUAUUUCAGCACCCUGCAGUUCCAGAAGGGUUUAUCAUGGCAUCUGUACCUUCACACUUAAGGAUCAGUGACAGUUUUUUUAAGAUCUUGAAUGCCAGUCAGCAAAUGGACUUUUGCACUUAAAUAUCUUUCUUUUUUAGGAACUCAUUUUUCUUUCGCAGAAACUAGUUUGCGUUUCAAUCAAAGCACACUAAGAAAAAGGUAUCAUCUCCUCCACUGACUGGAUGAUCCCUGUAAACAUCCACUUGAAACUUGCUGUGCAGCUGCCAAAAGCUUACGCUGCUUUUACCAAAAAAAGAAAGAGGGUCAUACUUCAAGAUUUUGCACUGCCAAGCAAAGUUCCCUUUUAGAAUCAAGCACUCUCACCAAUGCAGUCUUUUUUGUUCCGUCACUUCUAACUGAGAAGUUACUGUUAAAUGGCAACUAACAUGAAACUCAACAAAACUAUAAAAUUCAGUAACAAAGCUGAUAAUUGCAGAAAAGUUAUUUGUGUUAAUUUUAAUUGAGAGAUGGCUGGUUGUUUGUAUUUAUUCUCAUUUUCUGUACCAAGUAAUGAAGAAGUCACAUUCAACAGUGGUCAUCUGGUAACAUAAAAGUAAAAUUAUAAUAAAUGUUAGAACUGUCUAUAAGUGCUUUAAAGUCUGGUAGUUUCCCUUCUCUUGCUUCUGCUUAGAGGGAUUUUGAAACCUGCAGCCUCCUGCUAGCUGGUCCUUGUCGUGCAGAACUAGUUAGUCCUCUAACCCUUGCUGAUAUCCCAGGCAGUUAGAUGACAGACAUGAAAAUUUACCACAUCUAGUUAAUUUCAUUCAUAUUUUCUGGCGAGGCUCUAGUGUGGAAGAGUAUUUAAUCCUCAGGUUUCUGCGUUGUGUCAAAGUUGGUUGCUUUGAUGUUUUUAUAUUUCUCCCAUUUUUAUCCGAUGUCAUUGUAAAUGGGCAAUUUUUGGCACCAUUGCUGUUUCAAUAAAACUAUGAAAAUAA